AUGAGCUCGGGGAUAUAUCGGAAGCGUCUAGCUUGUGUUGAAUGUACACGUCGCAAGGUCAAAUGUGACAAGAUCCUGCCAUGUCGAAACUGUGCCAGAAAAGGUAUUUCGUGUACUCGACCGCGAGACCGGAGUUCUCCGGUCUCAAGUAUCGAGCAUACUGGCAGACAGGAUGAGGGAUCCUUCACCAGCCCUACUGCUGAAGCACUGGAUAUUAUUCAACGGCUCGAAUCUCGAAUCAAGCAACUUGAAACGGAACUGGAAGAAACCAGGGCCAGGGAAAUUCAGCAACCAACGCCGACGGUCAGGUCAGCUUCUACACCCAGAUUACCAACGACACCUUCACCCAGAGCAGUGCAAACCUCUACUCUUGAUCCGGGAGAUUCAUCAGGGGAGGUGGAAGACGCAGCAACAAUCCUCGAGUUUCUAGCAUGGGGACGUCGCAAAGACCCAACGUACCAGGACGCAAUCAUCCAAAACAGUAAGCCGGAUCACUCGCCAGGAGAUGUGACGGUCGAAGAUGAAAUUGACUACACACGUUCCCCUGGAUACAUGCCUUCAUCAAUAUGCCAAAUGCUUCUACCGACCCAGCCAAAAGUCUACCAAUUAGUCAAAUAUCAUGUGGACUGUCUACUCUGGUACCACGGCGCAUUGCACGCCACAACAUUCAUGCAAGAACUCAGCGAGUUCUACAACGAGCAUAACGGACAGAUCGAUGCGCCAGGUGUAGAUUUACAAUGGGUAGCUCUUCUCUUCACCAUCCUCACAGGGUCAAUGACCUGCGCGCCCCGUAGCGUCGCUCAAUCCUGGGGAUUCCACAGCGAGGAACAAGAUACUCUAUCAAAGCGCUGGCUGAAAGCCAGCACAACAUGCCUCCAACAAGCAGAAUACAUGGCAUAUCACUCCAUCUAUUCCGUGCAGGCCAUUGCAACUCUCACAAUCUCCGCACAUAUGCUCGGAUACUCAAACGGAUUAUCCGUCCUACUCGCCUCAGCCGUCCGCAUCGCCCAAGGACUCGGCCUCCACCAACUAGGAGAAGAAAAAGAAAGAAACAACAACAACACAGGCACAAACAAUCUAAUAAACCGCGAAAUCGGCCGACGAGUCUGGUGCCAACUCUGCAUCCAAGACUGGUUCUCAAUCCCCUUCACAGAAAGCUACCUCCUCCACCAUCAAGGGUUCACAACACCCAAACCCCAAAACAGCGAUGAUAACAUGAACCCCCUUCCAGACCACACUCCAACAGUAACCAGCUAUUCCCGUCUCUUCUACGAUAUCGCCGCCCUAAUGCCAAACCUCCAAGACGCCAUCUCGGCCUCUAAUACCCCCUACACAAAAUACGAACAAGUCCUCAAAUACGAUCGCAAGUUGCGGACCCUCGCGACGAAACAUUUACCCUAUUUUCUCCAGAAUGUUCCCCUGGACCCGAAUUGGCCAUGUUAUGCCCCGUGGGCGCGGCGCAGUCUGGCUAUUAGUUCUGCACACAAGGUUAUCAUGAUCCAUCGGAAAUUCCUCAGUGCUAGCUUUUCGAAUCCCUUGUUUGUGUUUACGCGGAAGACGUGCGUCGCGGCUUCGAGGACUAUUAUUAAGGAGCAGAUGGAGGCUGUUAGGGAUGGGGGGCCAGUACUUUGGAUUCAUCAGGCUUUUAGUGUUACGGCUAGUAUCAUCUUAUGUCUAGAUCUUUUUCAUCAGACUGGACCGGAGCGCGAGUCUUCGGAACAUAGACGGCUUAUUGAUGGCGGAAUUGAGAUAUUGUCUCAGUACAUCUGA
Penicillium arizonense is the source of this 1770-nucleotide messenger RNA. RefSeq lists its product as uncharacterized. Gene Ontology annotation, biological process: DNA-templated transcription; regulation of DNA-templated transcription. NCBI's taxonomy places the organism in Eukaryota, Fungi, Ascomycota, Eurotiomycetes, Eurotiales, Aspergillaceae. The record is from RefSeq and is a predicted model, not a curated record. Gene Ontology annotation, molecular function: DNA-binding transcription factor activity, RNA polymerase II-specific; zinc ion binding; DNA binding. The coding region runs from base 1 to 1770 and encodes 589 amino acids. The transcript has 3 exons.